Molecule: messenger RNA, 128 nt
Organism: Funneliformis mosseae
Lineage: Eukaryota; Fungi; Glomeromycota; Glomeromycetes; Glomerales; Glomeraceae
Source: the annotation of a GenBank genome assembly
AAAAAAAGAAAACAGGUAAAAUAAGUGUAGCAUCUACUGAGACAGAGACAGAAGUGCUUUUACAGCGUAGUGCUAAUACUACUGAUAAUACUGAUAUUAUAUCUAAAAUGGGAUCUGAACUUGAAGAG